Arachis ipaensis is the source of this 687-nucleotide messenger RNA. RefSeq lists its product as uncharacterized. NCBI's taxonomy places the organism in Eukaryota, Viridiplantae, Streptophyta, Magnoliopsida, Fabales, Fabaceae. The record is from RefSeq and is a predicted model, not a curated record.
AUGACUGCUAUGGCUCUGUUGGAGAUUUGGAUAUUUUCCGAGUUAGUGAACAAGGCUAGAGUGGUCGAGGAUUGUGCUAAGAAGGUGGCGUUGGCAAGAGAACUAGAAGAGGUGGUUGCUUUAUUUGCGGAUUACCGGGUCACCUGGCAAGGGAUUGCACUCGUAGGAGGAAUCCGAAUAUGGUGUGACACUGGAGCUUCACAAUCAUUCAUUGCAUUUGAUGAGGCUGUUGAACUAGGAUUGAGAAUUUCAGACUUAGCUUUCGAUUUACACGUACAUACCCCGUCUUUAACUGUUGUGACUAGAUUAGGUUGUAGGAAAAUACCUUUCAAGAUUGAGGAUAGAUCUUUUGUGCAUGACUUAAUAUGGUUGCUGAUGAGAGAAAGAGGAGCAAUUGUAGCUAAGGGUUAUUACCUGAACUCUGUAAUGGUGAACUGUAGUAGCGAAGAGUGUCAGUGUUAUAUGCUAUUAGCUGCGAAUGUGUCGGGUGAUGAGCAGAGGUUGGAUCAAAUUUUUGUAGUUAGAAAAUUUCCCGAAGUGUUUCCUGAAGAUAUUCCCGAAUUUCCACCUCAAAGGGAAAUUGAAUUUGUGGUAGACUUGGUGUCGGGAGCCGAACCAGUGUCAAUUGCAUUGUACAAAAUGAAUCUGAUAGAGCUGGCUGAACUUAAGAUUCAGUUGGAUGAGUGA